AUGGAGAACGAUCGUUCAACCGAUAAGAACAACGAAGAUGAUUCUCCGAUGAGUGAAGAUGAUACUGUUUACGUGUCAGCUUCUGAUCAACCAGGUCAAAUAACAAUCAAUCUGGAGAAAGACAUGAAAAGAAAGAUCACGAUCAUCAGUGAAGUCGAGAAACCGAAGCGUCCUCGUCGUGGAUCCGUCGAUCUUCGUCGUCAAGCCAUUGUCAACAAUGCAAUUCGUUCAGCUCAAUCGACGGCUUCUUCUCGUUCCAGAAGUCGUUCCAAGAGUCGUUCGAGAAGUCGUUCGAGGAAUCGUAUCAGAUCUCGUGGACGCUCAUUGACUCGUACUCGAUCCGCCAGUGGUGAUAAGAUAAAGAAGAGAUCUACAAGUCUUCAGGCUCGUUCUAGAUCGAAAUCUCGUGGACGAAUUCCACCGAUUCCAAUUGAAAAGAAAGAAGAGAACAAGAUUGAUCAAACAUUAUCCAUCCGUCUUCCAACUCAUCUUUCGAAUAAAAGCGUUUUCGGAGGUAGAUCAAAAGUUGCUCCCGAAUCAAUUCAACUUCCAUCUCCAUUAUUUAUUCUAACUGAACAACAAGUCGUUGGAGCAAGUGAGAAAAAGACGGUUCAAUUUGUCACUAAAAUCCUUUUGACUUCCCACAAAUUGUCAAUUGAUGAUCGAAAGAAGUUGUAUGCAGAGAUGGUCGAAGCAGAAUAUGUUGGAACAUCUCGUUCUUCUUCUGAUCUCAGUCAAUCAUCAGAUGAUGAACCAGAAGAAGAUUUUCAAUUGAAAAUGUAUUAUUCUUCAAAAGGAAUAUACAUUCAUUCCGUGCAGAAUGUUCACAAAAUUCGAAAUGGAAAAUCAUCGAAAAUCACUGAGGAAAAGAGUUAUUCCAACAUCUGCAAAACUAAAAUUGUGGGAGAUUUGGGAAAAUCAGUUGAGGGAUUUCUGAAUGUUACUUGUUCUGAAACUGUUUCAGUCACCAAUCAGAAUUAUACUCGUUCUGAACAUUUCAAAAUUGGUUUGAAGGAUUCGAGUGUUUUUGGAAAUGUCCCAAUAUCUGCUCUCAAGACUACUUUUGAUCCAACUAAGACGAUUUCAUUCAAUGAAUUCGUCUUUUUUGAUAACAAAAAUAUCGGAAUUGACAUCCGUCACGAGUCAACUGCCAGAAUGGAGAAGAUGUGGAAUCAUGAAGUGGGAUCUUUCGGAGAAGAACAGUCUGAAUAUCGCGAAGUUAAUUUCUUUUUUGAUGAUGGAAAAACUGGAAAAGAUCAGAAAAAGACGGCUGGAGCCACAGUAUCUUCAGUUGUCCAAACUCCCAAGAAAUCGACUGAAAACUCAAGUAAAUCUAGUGAUGUUUCGAGCAAUCAGAGUGUUUCUUCCUCCAAUUCUUCUGCUUCUGGUAGUUCAAUUAGCUCCAAACGGGCUAAAUUCAGAACUAAAAGACUGAAAACAAUGAAGAAGAAGAGUGAUGUUUCUCUCAAAAAGACAACUAAAAGUCCAGAUCGUGAAUCAUCUCGAAAAUCCAUUCGUCCAGACGAAGAACCCCUCAGAUUGAGUUCAAUCAAGUCAACGGAUCAACGGAAUUCUACUGCCAACGAGUCAUUUUAUCACUCGUUUCCAGCUGCAACUUCUACUCCGAAGAGCCCGAAAUCUCCAUUGAAUUCCUCUACGAUUCUCCAAUCAAAUAUCAAAUCGGCUUCUAAAACAACUCCGAAUAAAAGUCCACUUUGUCAUGGAUCUAUUCCAAUCAAAGUACAAGGAGAGAAGCACAGUGAUAACGAAAUUGAUUUGGAUAAAAGUUUGAGUUCAAAGAAACCAACAGCUUCUAAGAAUUUGGCUCGAAUCGUGGAAUCACAGAAGAAAAAAGAAGAAGGAAUAAGUUCGAAACCACCAACAUCUCCUGGUAAUUCUGUAUACAUGUACUCAACUGGAAAUGCCAAUAACUCGACAUACAUGACAGCUAAAGAUCUUCAUGAUUCUCGUAUUUCUUCAUCUUCUUCUGCUCCAAAAUCAUUGGUUUCUCCACGUGGAACUUUGCGUGUAAAAGAGACAAAAGUGACACGUGAAGUACGUCAAGAAGAAGGAAAACCAGAUGAAGUGAAUGAGAAAAAAGAAGAAACUGUGAAAGAGGAAAAGGUUAAACUUGAUAGAAAAUCAAGAUCAAUUUCACCUGCAACUCCUAAACUGAAGAAUACUCUGAAUCAGAAUAUGGUCACUUUGAGUACAGUGAAAGAAACCCAUCAAACAUUGGAUGCCAUCCCAAUCAAAGUCUCUGAUGACACUUCUCCAUCUAUCAAUUCUUCGUUUGUUUCUGGACAAAAAGCAUUCAAAGAAGAGGUUCAAUUGGACAUGAUGAUUGAUAAGAAACGUCUUGUUCUCAAUGUAAAUUUCAUGCUUUUGGCUGAAAAACAACCAGAAGUCGAGAUUAUUGGAUUCUCGUUCAAAGGGAAUAAAUUAUGGGAAAAGAGUUCCGAAUGGAAUCUUUCCAGUGCUAACACUACUAGUCAUACUAAAACCAUCGCUCGUCAAGCCAGCAAUAUUCUUGAAGACGGCAAAACCCAAGAAGAGAAAAAGUAA
Molecule: messenger RNA, 2565 nt
Organism: Caenorhabditis remanei
Lineage: Eukaryota; Metazoa; Nematoda; Chromadorea; Rhabditida; Rhabditidae
Exons: 7
Coding region: 1-2565 (854 amino acids)
Source: RefSeq, a predicted model, not a curated record